GAACAAUCAAUUCUAAUUCCACAACUGAUCGCUAUACCUUUUCCGAUUUUGCUUUCCGAUUCCACUAGAACAAAUCAACGAUUCACGCAAUCAGACAACGUCAGUCAGUCAGUCGUAACAGGAAGAAGAAGACGUCCGAUCCCCGUUUCCCUCUUUCAAUGGCGAAGAGGGUGAGAGAAGACGGGGAGGUAGGUUUGCGUUUGGACGGGGUCAUUGACGCUAUGCCUUUGUACGCCAAGGAACUAAUUGCAGGAGGUGUGGCUGGUGGCUUCGCAAAGACUGUCGUCGCUCCGCUUGAGCGUGUCAAGAUCUUGUUUCAGACAAGAAGAUCAGAGUUUCAUAGUGUUGGUUUAUUGGGAUCAUUCAACAAAAUCGCUAAAACAGAAGGAAUUUUAGGUUUCUACAGAGGGAAUGGAGCAAGUGUGGCUCGAAUUGUUCCGUAUGCAGCUCUUCACUUUAUGACAUACGAGCAAUAUCGUCGAUGGAUAAUUGAAAGCUUUCCGAAUGUUAGAAGAGGACCGGUCCUCGAUCUUGUUGCUGGAUCCUUUGCAGGAGGAACUGCAGUCCUCUUCACUUACCCUCUUGACUUAGUUCGCACCAAGUUGGCUUAUCAGGUUGUGAAACCUUUAGUUUACAAAGGAAUAGUGGAUUGUUUUUCCAAGACAUAUAAAGAAGCUGGGAUAAGAGGCCUAUACCGAGGAGUAGCUCCUUCGCUUUAUGGGAUUUUCCCUUAUGCUGGUUUGAAGUUUUAUUUCUACGAAGUAAUGAAAAGUCAUGUACCUGAUGACCAGAAGAAAGAUUUGAAGGUGAAACUCGUAUGUGGUUCGAUUGCUGGUUUAUUGGGGCAGACAUUUACGUAUCCUCUUGAUGUUGUUAGACGGCAAAUGCAGGUUGAACAGCUCUCUGCCUCCUCCUCUAACAGUGAACAUUUGAAAGGGACAAUGGAUGGUCUUAUUAAGAUUGUUCAAAGACAAGGAUGGAAACAGUUAUUCUCUGGUCUCAGCCUCAAUUAUCUAAAGGUUGUGCCAUCUGUGGCAAUUGGGUUUACGACGUACGAUGUGAUGAAAGCCUACUUGCGAGUUCCAUCUCGAGAUGAUGAUGCUACGGUUAUUGAAGAAUCGACCAACCGAAGAAAUACCCAACCAUCUUCUUUGCACUAGUGAACCCCGAUUCAUUGGAAACCAGAUAAAUCUAAAUAAUUUUUUAGUUCAGUUAAUCCUAUUGACGAGCUUUAGGCGAUAUACCAACAUUUUCCAUUGAUUAUUAUUCUCAAUGAAUAUUCUUGUGGAAAAAAGAUAUAGGUGUUCCUGAGCUUCUUAAACAUGAUUCUUGUGUAUAUCUAAUUGCAAACAUAUGAUUGAAUUUUGAAGCAGCAAAUAAGAGAUUACAGGAUUUCUCAUA
Messenger RNA from Impatiens glandulifera, 1401 nucleotides. Its product is annotated as mitochondrial carrier protein CoAc2. NCBI's taxonomy places the organism in Eukaryota, Viridiplantae, Streptophyta, Magnoliopsida, Ericales, Balsaminaceae. Bases 159 to 1160 code for a protein of 333 amino acids. The transcript is spliced from 7 exons. Gene Ontology annotation, cellular component: mitochondrial inner membrane. The record is from RefSeq and is a predicted model, not a curated record. Gene Ontology annotation, biological process: transmembrane transport.